AUAUACCAAAUAAAGUAUACGCAAGAUGUUGUGUUAGUUAUGCCUUUUGCAAUGCAUCACAAUUGAUCUCCAUUUAUUAUCAACUUGCAUCCGAAAAUAACAGUCCAGGAGUUGAUGAAUUCGGAUUGAAAAUUUGAGUUUAUGUAAUAUCUUGGGAGACAAGUGAUUCGAGGAAAAGGUGAAGAGUAUUUAAAAUCGGAAGCAAGAGAUGGUGAUAAUUAUCGGUUUUAGGAUUAGGAAAUGAUAUUCGUUGGGGAAUUAGUGUUGAGUGUUGGGUUGAUGUGCAAUUGGCGAAAGUACAACUAGGGAAAAGUUGAAGCUAGAAUGUCAUAAUAUAUUUAUAGAAAGGAGACAGAUUCAGAGUGAAAAUCAUGGUUAACGAGAGGAUCUCCCAGUCUGAUGAUGGUCUCCCAGAGAUUUCCAACCCCUCGAUACACCUCUCGGAAACUGAAAUGAUUCACGUGAAAGAGGAAUCAUUCAACCUCUUCCACAAGGAGGAUGAAAUUUCCCCAGUUAUCUUCCAGAAUAACAACAUGAAGAAGGAACUCGAGGAGUACUCUCCAGAUCUCGGCCUCCUGGACACCGAGGAUAAUGAAUCGGAUGAGGAGACAAUAGCUACAUUUAUCACAGCAGCUGGUCAACAGCUGGCCCUCUACGCCGUCGAGGAUUCAGAAGAAGUAUUUGCUGUUGCUGUUUACGACGAGUCUGGAGAGCCACCCUCGGAUUUUCAAUUCCUCAUGAAAGAGGACGUUGAGAAAUUGAUAGGCGAGGGAGCUGUAAGAACGGUUAAAAAGACACCUCAGUUCAAAAAACAAAUUUACUCGAUGGAAAAUAUCGAGUCAAUAGUACCAGAGCCGAUAGAACCCCCAGAGCCCCUGGAAGAGACACCACAAAUUCACCAGAAGGAAAUAAUCCAGGAAUUCAAUUCUACCCACGUGAAAGAGGAAAAUUCAUUCGCAGACGAAGAUGUUAAUCUGACUGAGCCUCUGACAAAACCAGUUCUAAAUUUUGAGGAGAAUGUUGUGAAUCCUGAGUUGUACGAGCACUGGCCCUCGGAAAAUGUUUUCCUCGUGGUGCAGGAGAGCCCAAGCAUCGAGAGACCUGAGGAGACAGUGAGGAAAGCCCCAGUGAAGGAGGAAAUCAACACCAAAGUUAUGGAGGAGUCAGUGCAAUAUAUUCUCUCGGAUGAGCCCCCACCGGACCCUUCAGAUCUCACCCUGGCCGACAUCGAGAAGAUUCUCGAACGAGACAUCCCUAGGAGUAAAGCUGCGUCCAGAGAGGUCAAGGCAGAGAUGUACUCCAGAGUGGACAUGGACUCCUCCUACGAGACUCUUGAGGAUAUCAAUGUCGAGGACCACGAGAGUUUCCCCCAGGAGGUUAUAUUUAAUACACAGACAUCACCGGAGGUUCUCAGGAUAAAACGACCCAGGAAGCAACAAUUAACGGCAGUUAAUCGCGCUGAUUCCGAAAUAAUAAUUCAACCAGCGAUAAUGGCAGAGGUUGAUGACGAUAAUGUAUAUGGGAAUGGCUGGAGGGUGCAGCCGAAGAAGAGGGGACGACGCAAGAAGAAUGAGACCAUGAAGAAGACCAAGUACAUGAAGACUAGGAGGAAGAAUAAACCGAGAAAAAAGAAGAAGAAUAGAAUUGAAGUUAUUGAUAUCGACGUGGAGGAUGUUAACAGGGAGAUUAUAACUCUAGAGGAUGGCAAGGAGAAGGGCUCUAGUGAUAAGGAGAAUGAUGUGAUCAUGGUUGGGGAUUCCGAUGACGAUGACGAGGACAAGGAUGACGACGUGGAGCCCGAUGACAGCGAUGACAGUGAUUACGACGAUGGGGCUGAGAGAAGGAGGAGUAGACGACUCGAGGUUUUCAAAUGUCAGGGAUGCAGGAGGGAGUUCAGGGGUAAGAGGGCACUGGAGACUCAUGCCAGGGUUUGCUCUAAGGGUAAACCAUCGGAGAGGAUGUCAGAGAGGACUAGGACUGAAACCAGGAGGAGUGGACCUAUGAGGGCUGCCAGGCUCAAAUCGACGAGUGAUGGCAGCAGGGAGAAAAAAGAGUACAAGUGCAAGAGUUGUCACGAGAGGUUUGAGGUAGUGGUGGCACUGGCCAGGCAUGUCAGACUCAUGCAUACGCUGAAAAAAAAAAUGACUGGGGGAUUCAAGGAGAAAAAGGAGUCACUCGAGGACACGAGUAGGGCGACGAGGAGUUUGAGGAAAAGGGAAAAGGAGAAGAAAAUCGAGGGGAGGAGGAAGGAGAGGUUCGAGAAGGUCAGGAAAGUCAGGUCUUGGAGGAAUGCUGGCACCAGGAAAAUGAAUUGCAGGGAUUGUGGCAGGUGGUUUUCAAGUCUUGCUAUGAUGCUGGCACAUUCGCUGCAGCAUGCCACUAAGAAAAUUGUUUCAGAAAAAUCGAAAGUUCAAAGGUGUCGACGAUGUAAAAAAGUCUUCAGAUCUCGAUUCCUCUACAUUCGUCAUCUGCGUUCCCACAGCAGCCCAUCAACACUUCGGAAGAGACAAUCCAGCGUCAUCAGACAGUCAGUUGUGAAAACAACGAUGAAUAAACGAGGAAGGCCUCAGAAGUCGUGAUUAAAGGAUACAUGCGUACGAUAAAAUUAUAAGUUGAAUACGGUUCACAUUAGAGAGACAUUUAAAACUAUCAAAUAGUUUAUGCGAUAUACCGAGCACGGAGUAUUUGUACGGAGAAAUGAGAAAUCAAAAGAAAUUUACGUUCGAUAUUCUUCUGUAAUCAUUGCUCUAUUCAUUACACUUUUUUUUAAAUAGUU
This is a messenger RNA of Fopius arisanus, 2776 nucleotides long. RefSeq names its product glutamic acid-rich protein-like. Gene Ontology annotation, biological process: regulation of DNA-templated transcription. Lineage: Eukaryota; Metazoa; Arthropoda; Insecta; Hymenoptera; Braconidae. The coding region runs from base 372 to 2579 and encodes 735 amino acids. Gene Ontology annotation, molecular function: RNA polymerase II cis-regulatory region sequence-specific DNA binding; DNA-binding transcription factor activity, RNA polymerase II-specific. The transcript is spliced from 4 exons. The record is from RefSeq and is a predicted model, not a curated record.